Vicia faba (fava bean) is the source of this 1749-nucleotide messenger RNA. The record is from the annotation of a GenBank genome assembly. Lineage: Eukaryota; Viridiplantae; Streptophyta; Magnoliopsida; Fabales; Fabaceae.
AUGGGUGUGAGUGUGAGGAUUCUUUGUGUUUGUUUUGUGCUUUUCAUGGCAAUUGAAGCAAUAGAGGUUGUUCCUAAUGCUGCACCAAUGGAUUCAAUUUUAGAGAAUAAGAAUAUCUUCAAGAAAAGGCGAUCCCGGCCCCCGUCCCGCUCUCGCCCCAUCGACUACACAUUCAAGCUUCCAACUGCACCAACCUCUUGGCCAGAAGGUAAUGGUUUUGCAGGUGGAAUUCUUGAUCUAGGUGGGCUACAAGUGUCUCAAGCAUCAACAUUUCUCAAAGUUUGGGGUGCUUACGAUGGUGGCCUUGACAAUCAAGGCGCCUCAGUAUACGAACCAAUUGGAAUACCUGAAGGAUUCUCUAUGUUAGGUAGCUACAGCCAACCCAACAACAAACCUCUUUUUGGAUAUGUUCUUGUUGCAAAGAAUGUCUUUUCAAGUACCACUAAUAGCACUUUAAAACCACCAGUUGAUUACACAACUGUAUCAAACACUGCAUCCAUCAAGGCUACUCAAGAUUCCACUUUGUAUAUUUGGCUACCAGUACCACCUGAUGGCUACAAAGCAUUAGGCCAUGUUGUCACCACAACACCAGACAAGCCUCCCCUCGACAAAAUCAUGUGUGUCAGAUCAGACCUGACAAACCAAUGCGAGUCUUCUUCAUGGAUAUGGGGAUCCAAUGACAUCAACUUAUAUGAUGGUAAGCCAAUCAAUAGAGGAACUCAAGCUCCCGAUGUUCGCGUCGGAACCUUCAUUACACAAAAUGGUGGGAAUUUUAACCCUCCAUCUAUUUCAUGUUUGAAGAAUCUCAAUUCUAUUUCAAAAAUCAUGCCUAAUGAGAAACAAGUCGAGGCAAUACUUCAAGCUUACUCUCCAUUUCUAUAUCUACAUUCUGAUGAAGAAUACUUACCUUCUUCAGUCAAUUGGUUUUUCUCCAAUGGAGCAUUACUAUACAAGAAAGGUCAAGAGUCAAGUCCUGUUCCAAUAGAACAAAAUGGUACUAACCUUCCUCAGGAUCCUAACAUUGAUGGUGCCUAUUGGCUAGACCUACCUGCUGAUAAUGCAAACAAAGAAAGAGUCAAAAAAGGAAAUUUACAAAGCGCGGAAUCUUAUGUACAUGUGAAACCAAUAUCUGGAGGAACAUUCACUGAUAUUGCAAUGUGGAUAUUUUACCCUUUCAACGGACCUGGAAGAGCAAAAGUAAAGUUUCUAGAUAUUAAAUUAGGGAAAAUAGGCGAACAUGUUGGUGAUUGGGAGCAUGUUACAUUAAGGGUAAGUAACUUGGACGGUAAGUUAUGGCAUGUGUAUUUCUCACAGCAUGGUAGUGGUUCAUGGAUUGAUUCAUCUCAACUUGAGUUUGAUACAACAAAAAGACCGGUUGUUUAUGCUUCUUUGCAUGGCCAUGCAACAUAUCCACAUGCUGGUCUUGUUCUGCUAGGAAAAAAUGGUGUUGGGGCAAGAGAUGAUACUAAUAAAGGUAGAAAUGUUAUGGAUAUGGGAAAAUUUGUGUUGGUUUCUGCAGAUUAUUUAGGAUCUGUUAAAGAGCCAGCAUGGUUGAAUUUUUUUAGAGGGUGGGGUCCACAUGUUGAUUAUAGUAUAGAUGAUGAGUUGAAGAAUGUGGAGAAGUUAUUGCCAGGGAAGUUAAAAGAUGGGUUUGAAAGUAUUAUUAGGGGAUUACCAAAAGAAGUGCUUGCAGAGGAAGGACCAACAGGUCCAAAGGCAAAGAAUAAUUGGAAUGGCGAUGAAGUAUGA